Bubalus bubalis (water buffalo) is the source of this 2619-nucleotide messenger RNA. RefSeq names its product aquaporin 10 (gene AQP10). Gene Ontology annotation, molecular function: water channel activity; urea transmembrane transporter activity; glycerol channel activity. NCBI's taxonomy places the organism in Eukaryota, Metazoa, Chordata, Mammalia, Artiodactyla, Bovidae. The record is from RefSeq and is a predicted model, not a curated record. Gene Ontology annotation, biological process: glycerol transmembrane transport; water transport. Gene Ontology annotation, cellular component: basolateral plasma membrane; plasma membrane.
CUUUCCUGGAGGCCCAAUGGUUAAGGAGGCACGGGUUCAAUCCCUGAUCGGGGAACUAAGAUCCCACAUGCGGUAUGGUGCAAAGGAAAAAAGAAAAGCGACUAUGUAUAGUACUUCCACCUACUAGAGCAUCAGCUCUAGGAGGGCAGAAACUAUGUCUCCCUAGGGGCUAGAGCUUGAUUCAUCAUUGAAGGAAUCUUAACUAGAGGCUUGAAAUGUGAAGACAUAGGAAGUGGCUAUGUGUUAAGCAGAGUAAGAGUGGCAAGCAUCCAGAGAAGGGGAAGUGGAGCCCAGUGGGGGCAUGAAGCCCUCAUUUGGAGCCAAGGCAAGAGACAAGGUAGAGCAUUCUCUAGUUAAGGUGCGACUACAAGUGCUCCUGAGAUGGGCUUUACUCCUGCAGCCUAUGGUCUUCAGUCCAGUCUCCCUGGAUGCAUGUUAAAUUUUCCAAGCAUCCAAAUGGCUGGGGGAAAGACUUCACAUUCCACAGGAGAAGCACUGUGGAAUAUCAGACGGAGACUCAGAAGACCUGGCCUAGCUAUUAACUAGCUGUGUGGCCUGGGGAAGCCUAAGGCUCUCUCAGGACAGUGCAUCCUCAUCCUCAGUACAGUAGUAGAGUGGGAGCAGUCUACUACCACUUUCCACAGCUGGUUUGAGGACCAAGAGAACUAAUGCCCACGAAGCAGGCUAAUCCCUGCAGUCUGUCAGCACAAGGGGAGGCUGCUUACUCCUGGAGGCCUGGGGCUGAGACAGAGGAGACAGAGACUGGGCAAACGCCAGACUCUGGCUGUGCACAGUCUGCCCACAUUCUUUUGUUAUCUCUGUCCUCCCGAGCUUCCACUCAUGCACGGGCAGACAUCAGCUGCUGGUCAGUAACUGAGCUAAUUGGUUUUAAAGUCUUUUCCUUAUCUUUGCCCCUGACAGGCAGGAGCUAUGUAGCAACAGUGUGUCUAUGCAGAUGGAGAGAGUGGUGACCAGGGACAGGGUGUCCCCACUAUGGUCUCCAUUCAGUCUCUGGUUGAAGUCAAGGACCUGCUCCGGAUCCGCAGCCUCCUGGCCCGGCAGUGCCUGGCGGAGCUUCUGGCUGUGUUUGUGCUCACGCUCCUCAUACAGGGCUCUUCGGCCCAGGCUGUCACCAGUGGAGGAACCAAAGGAAACUUCUUCACCGUGUUUCUGGCUGGCUCUCUGGGCAUUAUGCUAGCCAUCUAUGUGAGUGGUAAUGUCUCAGAGGCCCACCUGAAUCCAGCCUUCUCCCUGCCCAUGUGCCUCCAGGGACACCUCCCCUGGGCCAGGUUUCUCAGUUACUCCUUGGUGCAGUUGCUGUCUGCGUUCUGUGCCUCUGGACAGCAGCAUGCUCUCUAUCACAAUGCCCUACAGAACUACCCAGGUGGGAGCCUGACAGCGACUGGUCCCAAGGAGACGGCUUCCAUCUUUGCCACCUACCCUGCCCCCUAUCUGUCUCUGAGCAAUGGCUUCCUGGAUCAGGUUCUGGGCACCUGGAAGCUGAUGGUGGGGAUGGACAUCCUGGAACGGAACAAGGGAGUGCCUGCAGGUCUGGAGCCCGUGGUAGUGGGGUUACUGAUCCUGGCCGACACGCUAUCCAUGGGUGCCAACUGUGGGCUCCCAAUCAACCCUGUCCAGGACCUCGGCCCACGGCUUUUCACCUAGGUAGCUGGCUGGGGCCCUGAAGUCUUCAGUGCUGGCAAUGGUUGGUGGUGGGUUCCUGUGGUGGGCUCUCUAGUGGGGCCCAUGCUUCGCACAGCCACAUACCAGCUGCUGGUGGCAAAACACCAUCCUGAGGACUCAGAGCCAUCCCAGGAUCUAGAGUGUGCCCAACAGGAAGCCUCAGACUCGGGAAGUCCGGCCGCAACUCAGCUGCAGGAGAGUAAGCUGUGACUCUGGCAGGACAGUCCUCACCUUCCUCGUGGACACUGAAGAGGGCCAGAGACCCCAUGCCUGGUGACAAGAUGUUCUUUCUCUUUAUUAAUACGCCAGGCCCUGGGCAGCUUCUCCGUGUGCUCAUCUAGGCAUCUCCUCCUCCUAAACUGGGGAGGAUGCCUGGACAGGGAGAAUGAGGAGGCUCAGGUACCAGCCUCAGUCUUCUCAUCCCCCUCCUCGCCCACGCAGGAUUUUAGACCCUGGACUUCCAAGAACGUACUUCCUCCAAGUAGCCGCCAGAGGGUGCGCACCAUGGAAACCGGAUUGGGAAGGCUUCGGGAAUCUGCAGGAUGGUGGGGGCCGACCAUCCUGUGCAGGACAUAAUCCAGGGGACUUCUUCGAAAGCUUGGCCCCCACUGACUGACUCCCAGCUAUCGUAGCCUCAGCGCCGCCCGCCUUUACGCUGACUGGGGCGCCUCGCCCAGAUUCAGCCACCCCGCAGAUAGAGAGGGUGAACUACAGUGAGAAGAGAUGAGCCAGGGCGAGGAGAGAAGGCGAAGGAGCAGAGGGCCCCGAGCGGAAAGAGGAGGAGUAAAGGCCAGCUGGCGCGGAGGAAAAUUCUCGUCGUUCAGCGCUUCCUCAACUCUCACACACCUCCCCGACGAAGAGAGGUCUCUUUUAGCAGAGAAGGAGCGUUCUUCUGUUUCCCUUUUUUCAAAUUAAAAAUAAAAAAUCUCAGAGCUA